AUGCCUAAUACAAUACGAUCCGAUUCUUAUUCAGAAUCAGUUAAACAAGGAAUUCAUCCAUUAACUACAAUACCAAUAACAUCGAAUAGACGAGCAAAAACAAUUGAUAAUAUUAAUCGACGAUCGAUUUAUUAUCCAUCUGUUAAUGUAUUAUCUACAAGUACUAGAUCUAUUGGUCGAUCAACGAUGAUGACUUCAUCAUCGACUUAUCCAGAUUUUCAAAUACAACGACAAAGUGAAAAAACUAAUCCUAAACUAUUAAAUCCUUCAUUACAUAUAAAACCACCACGUGAAGUUUCUCUUCGUGUUAAAUUUAUUCGUCUUGGUGAAGUAAUUACAUUAGAAGAAAAAUUUUAUGCUGAAGUUGUUAUUGAAGCACGAUGGUUAUAUGAUCCUGAAGCAGCUUCAUGGAAUCCAAAUCUUUAUGUUAAAAAUGCACUUGGUGAUAUUAAACAAGAAGUUGCUAGUGAAUUAGUUGAUCAUUUAGAUGAACCUAUUUAUACAGAUAAGAAAAAAUAUGAUACAAUUUAUGUAUGGGAAAUACGUAAAGUUGUUGGUACAUUUUGGGAAAAACUUGAAUUAAAUAGUUUUCCAGCUGAUGUACAACAACUUUCACUUCAAAUUGUUACAAGACGUCCAAUUGAAGAAUGUAUUUUAGUUGAAAAUCGUUUUCAACCAUCUAUGGUUAAUCGAGAAGCUUUUUUAGCACAACAAGAAUGGUUUCUCUAUGAAAAUAUUGAAACACGUUCGACAAUAACAAUGGAAGAUUUUAGUUUUCGACCUAUUCGUCAAUCAACAUAUAUUGUAACAUGCUGUGUUGCACGUCGACCGGGUUAUUUUUAUUGGAAUGUUUAUUUACUUAUUUUUCUUAUUACAUUAAUUGCACUAACUGCGUAUGGUGUUGCACCUGAAUUUCCACAAAAUCGUCUUCAGAUUACAUGUACACUUUUACUUACUUCAAUUAUGUUUCGUUGGUCGGUAUCACGUCUUCUUCCACCUGUAUCUUAUUUAACAUUAUUAGAUAAAUAUACACUUAUAUCAUUAGUAUUUAUAUCUCUUAAUGCAAUAUGGCAUUCAAUAAUUGGCUUUCUUAUACGACGUAUGGAUAUAUCAAAAAUAAUUGAUUAUUAUGUGCUUAUUAUAUUUUCAAUAGUUUUUCUUGUAUAUCAUUGUAUAAUGAUUUUUUCAUUAUAUCAUGCAUUACGUCGUCGUCAAAUAAUGCUUGAAAGUGAUCGUAAAUAUGCAUCGAAAUUAGCUGGUUUAUUUGAAACAUUUGUACAAGGUCAUCAUGCUGUACAACAUUUUAAAGAUAGACAAAAUUCAAGUCAUACAUCUUUAUUUGUUUAA
This is a messenger RNA of Rotaria sordida, 1347 nucleotides long. The record is from the annotation of a GenBank genome assembly. Lineage: Eukaryota; Metazoa; Rotifera; Eurotatoria; Philodinida; Philodinidae.